Bombyx mori (domestic silkworm) is the source of this 378-nucleotide messenger RNA. RefSeq names its product chemosensory protein 5 (gene CSP5). The transcript is spliced from 2 exons. Lineage: Eukaryota; Metazoa; Arthropoda; Insecta; Lepidoptera; Bombycidae. The coding region runs from base 1 to 378 and encodes 125 amino acids. The record is from RefSeq and is marked provisional.
AUGAAGACCGUUAUUGUUUGCCUGCUUGCCUUGACGGCUGUGGCCCUCGCUCGCCCUGAACAGUACACAGACAAAUACGACACUGUCGAUCUGGACCAGCUCAUAUCUAACCGUCGGCUCCUCAUUCCCUACGUACAUUGCAUCCUCGAAAAGGGCCAAUGUACCGCAGAAGGCAAGGAACUUAAAUCUCACAUCAAGGAAGCUCUCGAGACCAACUGUGCUAAAUGCACCAAAGCGCAAAAGGGUGGAACCGAAAAGAUGAUUGGUCACCUCAUCAACCACGAAGCCGAGUUCUGGGAGGAGCUGAAGGCCAAAUACGACCCCACCAACGAGUUCACAAAGAAAUAUGAAACUGAACUCAAACGCGUUACAGCUUAA